Scomber japonicus (chub mackerel) is the source of this 1200-nucleotide messenger RNA. Its product is annotated as gap junction delta-3 protein-like. Lineage: Eukaryota; Metazoa; Chordata; Actinopteri; Scombriformes; Scombridae. The record is from RefSeq and is a predicted model, not a curated record. The transcript has 2 exons. Gene Ontology annotation, cellular component: connexin complex. Bases 1 to 1200 code for a protein of 399 amino acids. Gene Ontology annotation, biological process: cell communication.
AUGGGUGAAUGGGGCUUCCUCGGAGCACUCUUUGAUAACCUCCAGGCACACUCGCCUAUGCUUGGUCGUUUCUGGCUCCUGCUCAUGCUUGUUUUUAGGAUACUAAUUCUGGGUACCGUUGCCAGUGAUCUAUUUGACGAUGAACAAGAGGAAUUUGCCUGUAACACCCUCCAGCCAGGUUGCAAACAGGUGUGCUACGAUAUGGCCUUCCCGAUCUCCCAGUACCGAUUCUGGGUCUUUCACAUUGUCCUCAUCGCUACACCAUCCAUGCUUUUCCUCAUGUAUGCCAUGCAUCACAAUAGCAAGAAGGACAGCCGCCCCAAAAACAGCCAAAGUUGCAGCCAGGAGUACAGAGAGACCCUUAGUUUAAGAAGACUGUACAUGAUCAAUGUGGCUUUUCGAAUAAUUGCAGAAGUGGGCUUUCUGGUGGGUCAAUGGUUUCUGUAUGGUUUCACUGUGAACCCCCAGUUCCCUUGUAGCCGCUUUCCUUGCCCUUACACAGUGGACUGUUUCGUCUCACGUCCCGCAGAGAAAACAGUCUUCCUCUACUUCUACUUCGGCGUUGGAGUGUUGGCAGCGGUUUCCAGCUGUGUAGAGCUUUUCUACGGCUCCGCGAAAUGGUUUUGUUGUGGUUCGGAACCCUACACAUCGGAUCGUUCCUGUGACUGCCAGAACCAUCACAACAUGAGGACAGAGGAGGCUGAGGAGGAGGAAGAGGAGGAGGGGGAGAAGAAACCACUAGGAAAGGCAAGGUCAGAGAGUGCACUGGGAAGCUUGAGGAUGAAGGGGGGAUCGAUGAGGAGCAGCACCGGUAAGAAGGGCUCCAGCAUCGGGCAGAAGACAAGAAACGGCAAAUAUGUGAGCAGCAGGACACUUAUGUCAGCCACAGAGCCGGUGGCCAAGGACAGCUUAUAUCUCUCUCCUGGCUCAGAGCCACUGAAGCGUGCUGCUAAGUUUAUGGCGUCACCAAAGAGCUCGGGUCACCGCACAUCACACCUCGCCAUCGUAUCUCCACCUCCUCCUCAACCAUCCAUCUGUGCCAUCCUGUCUCUCUCCUUCCCUUGCCACAGGGUGCGCUGUGUGAAUGCAGCAUUUACCGAGAAAUAUUCUCGCUGCCUCUACUCAUUCCCCUCACUUCUUACUCCAUCUGCUUUCUCCCCUUCUUCCUGUUCUCCCUGCCUGAAGGGGGACGCAGUGUGA